AUGAACCGCGGAGGGAGAGGCGAGCGUCGUAGAAGCCGUUCCAGAAGCCCAAGAAGAGGUAAAUUUUUUGUGGAUUUUUUGAUACUUUUCUCUUCGAUAGAUAGAUUCAUUGUGAAACCUUCUAAUGAAAGAACAAAAAAAAACACAACUAGUUCUGUAGUAGUUUUUCUCCGUAUAUUAUGCAGUUUUUGUGAAUAGAAAUAUUAUCUUUAGUAUCGAAGGUGGUUUUGAACUAUCGGAAAUUGAUCGAAGUUCAGUACAUUGUCGUAUAGUUUUUUUUUGUUUGACGCUUUUGGGGAGAAGUUGUGUAAGCUCGGUGAAGUCCAGAAGUCCAGAAGUCUUUGUUUAGACUUAAAUAUUAUUUUCUUUUUGGAAUUUUCAACGUCUUUCUAGGGUUUUUUUUUCUGCUGGAUUUUCUUUUUUGGAGGAAAUAAGAAGAAGUUAAUCAAAGUUUGAGGAGUUUCAUCGUCUUAUUCGAAGAAUUCUGUAUUUUGCAUUUCUACAAAAAGUUUUGACGACUUCUUUUGAACAUUAUCUUCAGACGUCGUAAAUUUUUGAAAUCUUUCGGUUGAAAAUUUUCGUUGUAAUUUUCGAUGGCUAUGGCUCACCUGCAUCUUUUACCUUUUUCCAGCAUUUGGAAUUCGACGCUUCUGAUUUAAGGUCGUCCGAAUGCAUCGUCGCGCAACGAUAGAAUGGUUUACAUAACAAAUAUCGCGUACGAAGUCCGCUGGGUGGAGUUGAAAAACCUGGUCCGCGAGAAGGGAGGCGAGGUUUUGUGUUGUUGGCGGCACUUCGUCACGCGUCCUUCCCCAUGUUCAGGUGGUUUUCGUCGAGUUGCUCGAAGAUAGAAACGGCAAGCCGAAAGGCAACGCCGUAGUCGAGUUCGAGACCCGCGAGGGAGCUCACAAUUGCAUCGAGAAUUUGAACAGAUUUGAGCUCAAAGGUCGCAACAUUAUUGCCAAGGAAAUCCGGGUUUGCAGCUUCUCUCGUCGAGGCCAACGGCUUUUCCUUCUUUUUUGAUAUAGGAUCCGAUUGCGUUCUUCCGCGGGAUUAAAGAAGAGACAGGCAUUGAUUUUCUCGCAAAAACUGGAGGUUCUGGUCGAGGUCAGACGCAGUCCGAGUCGGAGAGACCUGCGCGGUAAGUUUUUUUUUUCGCAGUAUGAAGACCCAUGUUGCCUCGGCGAAGUUUCUGCUUUGUUCAAUCAUUUUUUUUUUCUUUGACGGAGGAUGGGUGAUCAAAGUUUCUUCGCCCUGACAUUGUCCCACCUUUGGCUGUUCCUUCGAAAAUGGUCGUAUUUUGUAAUUUCUCGCUUGUUACUAAGAUAUGUCUGAAAUCUUUUAGUGUGAAAUGAUGCUUUUUAGAGCAAUUGUCUCCCCAUGAUCUUUCUGAAACGAAAAAAUUCAACCUAUUUUUGAAAUCGAGCAGAAAAAUGGUAACUCCUCUCCGAUUUCCUCUUUCGAUAGUUUUGAAGUCGCCAAGAAGAAUAUGGCCGUUUACCUUUGUCUCUCCACUCCACAGCGAUAAACAAGAAGCUAGAAUCUCCACGGAUCUUUUUUGUCUUUUCGUUCGUUUUUGAUAAUUUCAAUUAUCAACCCCUCGAGACUUCUUGUCGAGCUUCCCCGUUAUCGAGUACCUUAAAGGUAGAAAAAAGGAAACUAGAUUUCACCUUGGCUGUAAUCAAUCGAGAAGUUAGCUUGAAUUUCAAAAAAGUUACUCAUUUUCAAUCUACGACAUCAUCCCCCACGCAUUCCGAUCAUCCGAUUUCCAAACAAAUUGUCUUCUCCAGCUCUGGCACAUACGAAUUGUUCGGAUUGAAUGUCGAUUUCCUCCGUCAGCUGCACAUCGAGCCGCCUUUAUGCGAUCGGGUCUUUGUCGCCAAUGUACGUUUGUUGUUCCGAAGCUGUCUCCACGUUUUCCUCGUUCCUCCAGCUGUCAUUCAACGUCGGCACUGAUCGGAUCUAUGAAAUCUUUGGCAUGGCUGGCAAGAUCGUCUGGAUGGAUUUCCGCAUCGACAAGGAGGGUCGCACCAAGGUAGCCAUCGAGCAGUUUUCGACCAAAGCAUCACUCUUUUUGAGUUUUUGAUUAGCAUCUAGUUUACAGGGCGUUUGCGUCAUCCAGUUCUCUCAUCCCAUCGAGGCAGUUCAAGCCGUUUCGAUGUUCAACAAUCAGAAGUUGUACGAUCGGACGAUGGCCGUAAAAAUGGAUAGAUUCGAAAAGGUUUUCUUUCUGAAAAUCCGUAGAUUUUAGCAAUUCUUUUCUUUCAGUUCCAGGCCGAUAGUGAAAACAAGGAAGGAGGUCUCCCGAAAGGCCUCGAGUCGAUGGGAAUGGGCCUCGGAGCCAACGGAGCUCCCCUUGCCAAUGUCGCCGCCGUUUUCGGUGCAUCUACGACUCCAACUCGAGAGGCGCAGUCCUUGGUCCGUUAAGUGAUAAUCUUUUUGCUAGAAAUGAAAAAGUAGGAAAAACUGACUAGUUGUAGGGAAGUCCUCCAAAGGGUUUUGUAGAAUUUUAUUUUAAUAUCUUUUUCUUUCAGUUUUCAACUUUUUCAAGAUUUUAUCCAAAUUAUGUAUUUGAAUUUCAAAAUCAAAAAAAUCGAUAAGAUAAAUGUUUUUCCUUUGCGACUUGUUAGAAAACGAAUUGUAAUUAAGACUUUUAGUGAUUUUUUUUAAUGCUUAUUCGAUACUUUUUUGAAAAAGAUCAUACGAGUAGAAAGCUAGAUUUUCGUUACAUUUUUCCAAUUGGUUUUUUUUCCAGUACGGCGGCGGUAUCGGAGGUGGCAUAGGCAGCAGUCUGGCUGCGGGAAUGGCUGUUGGAGGCGCCCAGUCGGCGGCCGUUCCCAACUCCUUCAUGAACCAGAGCGGGAUGGGCGUCGGCGGAUACGACAGCUUCUCGAGGAAUGUAGGAAUAGGCAACGGCGCCCCAUCGGUCGGCAGCUACAACUCGCAGUCUUUCGGUGGCCAGUCUUCCUACGACUAUGGCAAGAGUGAGCUCCCGAGCAUGAAGUCUUCAUCCUCAUCGUUUUUAGAAGAGCCCUUCUCCCAGAACCAACAGUCUUAUGCGUCUAGCCGCGUCAUUAUUAUUCGAAAUGUAGGCUUUUUUGGGAGUUUCCCGUAGCCACAAGAAAUCAAAAUCAAAUUUAUUUUCUGGUCAAGAAAAACUCUUUAAAAAAAAUCAAAAAACCUUUUAUUCAGUUUUUUUGAUAAGUAUUUAGUUCAUCAGUUGGGGGGUUAUUUUUGCAAAGUUUUCAUUUCUCAAAGAACUUAAGAAGAAAAAACAUUUUUUUUGUAUUGAAAGCGGAGAGUUUGAUAUCCGUCGCGCGUGAGGUUAUAAUGUCCUCAAAUCAAUGAUUUUUUGUGUUAAACUGUCGCCAUGCUUGUUUAAUAAUGUUUGAAAAAAAAGCUGGAUAAUUUCGAGUCAAUUUCAGAUUAAACAAAUUUCAAUGUUUUUUAAAGCUUUGACAGAUCAUUCAGUCUGAAAAUCGAAGAAAAGCUUAGCGUUGCCAAAAAGUAUAGUUUAUGAACCAAGUAAAAUAGCUUAUCCGGAUGCGGUUUAGGUGACGCUAAAAAAAAGUUAGGAAAAUGUUCUAUUUUCCAGCUGCCUCCCGAUUACACGUGGCAAAUCGUGCGUGACCGCGUCCGUCAGUUUGCCGAAGUCGAAACGGUUGAUAUUGUGAGCCCUGGAGUGGCCCGACUUCGUUUUGCUACCAUUCAAGUGAGUUUCUCGUCGGAAUUCAACCCAAAAUAAUCAUUGAAAUUCUAUUAGUUAAUCUUAUUUCUUCUCUCAGGACGCCGAAAGGGCUCGCGCUGCUCUCAUUGGCACAAGCGUUGAGGGCCGCAUCAUUGCCGUCGAAUACGUAUAAUUCUAACAAACGAUUUUUCCAAUUUUUGAAUUCUCGUUCUUAUUUAUUUCAUUACAUGUUGUUCCAGUUGUUGUCUUGUUCCUCUGUUUUUUCCUUCCAAUGAUCUGAUAAAUGAACUUUAAGUUUAGAUUUGUUCCUUAUUUCAAUCUGAAGUGGUUACGCGCCAAAUUUAAAAGAACAUGAUUCACAGCUAAGAUGAAAAAAAAAUGAUUGUGAUUAGGAAAGCUUCCAUAAGUUCUCUUGUACCCAACCAAAAGGUAAACUGAAUAUUUUUUUGCAGUUUUUGAAGUUAUAGAUUAUUUCGUGCCAGGCUGUCACUAUUUUUAUAUAUUUCCGAGCUACAGAAUCCUUCCGGAACGCGCAGCCUGCCUCUAUCUAUGCGCCUUUAAUAUAACGAAAAUUUUCGGCUUUAUAAAGGGCGCAGAGGCAGACCGAGCGAAGAAAUCGCACAAGUUUUUCUAAGCCAAAAUUAUGUUGGGGGGUUUAAUUUCAGUGUCCAUUCGUUUCCUUUUUUUGAGCGAACUGUGGCUUGUUUUUUUGGACGAAAUUUUUCGAAGAAGCUCUAGUCAAAUUUUUCUCUUCUUUGUCCUCGAGCCCAAACAGGAAAAAUUAUGAAUGAAUCAGGCAGACAACGACGUCAAAUCGCGACAAAGACGACGUGUCGCGCGACGGACGGCGAGUUGAUGAAAUUUGUCCUGGCGCGGAAAAGCAGUCAUUCAACGGCGGGGCGGCGGCCGCUAAGUGGACAAUUUGGCGCAUCAAACAAUCACAGAUGCCUCAUGAAAUGCCUCUUGUGAGCCACGCAAUCCGAUUUUCUCGGCACCCUCGAUUACCGUAUCUCCCUUCAGAAGCCCAUAAUUGGGUUGCGAACAAGGCGAAGACGUCUUUGUGCGGCCAAGACGACGUCGACGGCACGCGAUUGCCGGUCCUUCACACGACGACGUUCUCCGGCAGUUUGCCUCUUCUCGCGAGGUUUGUCCCGACUCCCUCCGGCUUGCGCUUCGUCUACGGUAGCUGCUUCCUUCUUCUUCUAGGAUCACAGUGUACUGAGCAUUGUUUAGUUGAUCUGAGGAUUCUAGUCGGGAGGUUUUAUCAAAAAGGACUGAAUUUCUGAUCGUAUUGGUACGAAAAUUCAUAUUUUCGUCUGUAAAUUUUCUCUCAAUGAAUCGAUUCCAAAAGGGUCGAAAUUUCAUAUGAAGUUCUAGAAAUAUUUCUUUUAUAGACGUUGCUAAAUAAGAAAAAUUUCUCCUCGAAGAAGCGUAUAUGCGUCAAAAAAAAAAACCGAAAAAGUUUUUUGAAAAAUUUUACCAUUCAGAAAAGCAAUUUUCAAUCUAGUCGGAAGUUUGAUUUCAUUUUGCAAAUCUUACUACGCUCGACAACUUUUUCUGAGGCCAGAGAAGAUCUGUAUUACAAAAAUCAAAAAUAUCUCGCCUGACUCCCUCCGGAUUUCGCCUACUGUAACUGCUUCCUUCUUUUGCCUCCAAGGAUAAUCUCUCAUUGACUGAGGCUUAGGUUAAGUUGGCCUAAAACGUAGUCGUGUUUAUACUUCUUUAAAAAUCCCGCAACUGUCACGAGGUCCUCCAAUUUUGCGACUAAUGUAGAAACAAACAAUUUUAAACUGCACCUCAAUUGUUAGAACAAACGUCUCAGAGUCUGAAAAAUCCGUUAAAAAGUUAGCUUCAAGAUGAGUCUUAAGUCUAAAAAGUUUUUGAAGGAUGACCUUGGGUGAAUUCGAAGACAAAAAAACACUGAAAAGGUUUUUGAGAGCGAGAGUUUUGUCAGAACUACAAAACAAAAAGAAGAAAGUUAUGAUUGUUUGCCAGAGAAAUGUGAAGGGGGGUCUCUAUUUUUCCUGUUUGUAGAGACCCCCAAAUCGGUUUCCUUUUUCCGGUCCUUAGUUUCUUUUUUUUCUUUUGGCUCAAUUGUCGGAUAUCGCUCAUUUUUCUCACGAUGCUUGUAGAGUCUGCCGUUCGCCUUUAUUGCUCAUUUUAUAGGAGUUCAAUCUUUUUUUUUACUUUGGCUCAAAUUCGCCUACAAUUAUUCAGAAGAUGGGUUUUCGCUUAGUUAAAAAAUCUUACAGAACUUUUUUUUGGUAUCUGGUUUGAAAAUGAGGCGAAUUUGCUCCAAAAUAAAAAUUUUUUUAAAUUUUUUUACCUUGGUUACAUUGUACUGUGACCUUAAUGAAUGCGCCGGGAAUUUUUUAUUCGUCUAGAUGCUAGACAAUUUAUGUAAUAAAUCCCCGGAAAAAAAACGGCCGACAUAUAACGACUUGAGUUUGAUGGCAUUGAAAAAAUAGGGACUCACCGCUACGCGACCGCAACGUUCCGAGCCAUUCCGCUUGCCAUUAGGACGUUUUUCCCCGGCUGAAUAAAUAAAUUAUUGAAGAUUUGCUUUGUUUUGCAGAUCCAGCCGGAAAAUGAGCAUGGAGGAACUGUGCGCCAGCGCACUGAUGCACUAUCAGCAGCAUCUUCUGGAUCAUUCUACAUCGCCGACCGACGUCUCCAGUCUCCCCUACAAGAACGUCUUCUUCCCGAUGCCGUCGUUCAUCGACGUCCUCAGUCAGAGCAGUCAGCAGCCCAAGCCGCAGCACUCCUACAUCGGCCUCAUUGCCAUGGCUAUUCUCUCGUCGCCGAAUCAGAAGAUGGUCUUGUCCGAGGUGAUCAUGAAGUCAAAAGUUCGAAAAUGAAAAGAACUUUUCCCCCCGCGUGAUUCAACUGUACUUUCCACUUCCCUGCGCUUCGCAACAGGGUUUACGGAGAAGUUCUUCGAGAAUUCUGGAAAAUUUUGAGAUUUGCUAGAGGUUCUGGAAGUCUCAACCUGCAGGGCUACAUACUAUUUACCGAAGCCUCGAAGUUUGCUUUUCUGAGUCGGCUGUAAUUCGAGUCCUUUUUUGUUGGAAAAGUCUAGGAUCUUAGGACCUAGCUCAUUAGAAGAGUUUUUCGGGUAUCUUCCUAAAAUAAAAGAUUAGUUUUCCCUAGAUAAAAUUCGCGAUAUCUAUUUUUCUAUGCGUGGAACGUAAAUUUCUGAUUAGAAAAAUAAUCGCAAAGUGUUAAUUCUAUAUAUAGUCUUUUUUUUUUUCAAACCUUUGUUGGUAUUUGACCAGAACACUUCUUGAAAAAUCCUGGAAGUCUGCACAAUAUCUUCGUUUUCGACAAAUGAAGACUCGAGGUCUCAAAAAACCUAUUUUAACUUCUUGGAUUUUGAGAUUUUCUUCAUCGGAAACUAGAAAGUUUUGCAGGUUGAGACUAUCAGAAUCAAGAAACUUACUGGUAAUUUUUUUCGAAAUUCUCAACUGCAACGUAAAAUGACUUUGUAAGUGGGAAAAGACGUGAAAUAACAUAAAAAAAAGGCUUUUAGCUCGAGAAAUUUAAAUUUCAGAGUCUAAAAUCUAAAAUUGAGACUAUGCUCUUCAUAAUACCCAAAACUUUCAUUUUUUUUUCUUUGAAAUAAUUUACUUUUAUCAAUAUUUUCUAAUGAGCCUCGAUUCACAGGUUUACGAUUGGAUAAUGAGCAAUUACCCAUACUUCCGGACGCGCGGCGCCGGCUGGAGGAACUCCAUCCGACACAAUCUUUCGCUCAACGACUGCUUCGUUAAGGCCGGAAGGGCCGCCAACGGCAAGGUUGCCCCUUCGAACACUUUGACGGUCCGAAAAACGGGUUCUUCUUUCAAGGGACACUACUGGGCAGUUCAUCCGGCCUGUGUCAAUGACUUUGCUCGUGGCGAUUUUCGUAGACGCCGCGCUCAGAGAAAAGUUUGUUCUUGUUUUUUUCGUUAACCCUAGUAAAAUCUACGAUUUGAAAUGGAAUUAGAUGCUCAGAUUCUGGAGUAGAAUGACCGAAAACAGAAAAAGUUUCUGUUAAGCCAGGAUCCCCCUCAAAAAGGGUUGUUCUCAACUUGCAAUUCAAAAAAAAAAACAAUAACUAGAAGUCCUGUAUUUUUUCAAGUACACUGUUCUACACGCAAUGGAAAGCUCUACAAAAUGGCUUAUUCAUCUCAAACCCCAUUUUUUACUGUCCCUGUCUUUUAAAAAUUUGAAAACUGCUUUAGAAUGGAAAUUUGUUAUUUAUUUUUUUCAUUUUAUUGGAUUGGGAAACAUAAGAGUUGUUAAUUACUUUCCUAAAAAUGUAAAAACAACUACAACAAAAAAAGAGAAACAUUUAUUUGUCUUCAUUGUCUGAUUUUUUCAAAAGUUAUAAUAUUUAAAAAUGAUAUUUUUUUGAUUUUUUUAAGAUAUGCGCUUUCGUUGGAACUUUUCUUAAUGUUUUGGUUAGUAACUAGGCGCCAAAAGACCAAUAAUUUUCAUUCAAAAAACAUUUUUCAGGUUCGACGACACAUGGGACUAGCCGUAAUCGAUGGCCACUCCUCGGAUUCGAGUCCUUCCUGUUCUCCGAGGCCUACAGAAGCCUCUUUGAACUUUUAUUCUCCUUUCACUGAAGUCAAGCCUCUGGAAAGGAAAUUCAAGUCAUUUACCAUCGAUUCCAUCCUUUCCGAGCAAACUUAA
Caenorhabditis auriculariae is the source of this 8359-nucleotide messenger RNA. The record is from the annotation of a GenBank genome assembly. NCBI's taxonomy places the organism in Eukaryota, Metazoa, Nematoda, Chromadorea, Rhabditida, Rhabditidae.